Messenger RNA from Cuculus canorus (common cuckoo), 2910 nucleotides. RefSeq names its product glycerophosphodiester phosphodiesterase domain containing 4 (gene GDPD4). The transcript is spliced from 16 exons. Lineage: Eukaryota; Metazoa; Chordata; Aves; Cuculiformes; Cuculidae. The record is from RefSeq and is a predicted model, not a curated record. Gene Ontology annotation, cellular component: membrane. Gene Ontology annotation, molecular function: glycerophosphodiester phosphodiesterase activity. Gene Ontology annotation, biological process: lipid metabolic process. The coding region runs from base 148 to 1890 and encodes 580 amino acids.
CUAAUACUGGGUGUUACACAGCGAUGCCACCAUUCGGGUCUCAGAGUGUCACAAGCAAAGGACACAGCAACCCAAGUGCAGCAGAGAGCAAAAAUAACCUUUCCACGUGCAUGCCGGCGACGAGGAAGAUGAGAUAAAGCCACUCAGAUGGAGGCCAGUUCCACCAGCCUCAAGAGGCUCAAGUUUGGGAAGCUGAAGGUGGUACGUCGACGCUUGCUACAGAGGUACGAGCAUCAGCCCUUCAUCUCCUGCUUGGCUGGUUUCUACAGCUGCCGGUGGAAGAGGUAUCAGCGCAGAAGGAUUGAGCCUGGGAAAUGCUGCUGCAAGACGGGGGAAUGUGUGUUUUUCCCAUUACUUGUUGGAGCUUUCUGCUUUUCUCUGGUCUUUCUGUACAUGUGGGGUGAAGCGAAAAAUGACUACAAUAACUUUGACUGGUAUAACUAUGGGAACCUGGGCUUCUGGUUUCUCUGGUCUCUUGUUCUCCUGAUUGUGGCUGCUAUCUUGUUCAUGUACAUCACACUGUUAUUGGUCCUAGCGAUGUGUUUGCUUGCAGAAGGUCAGCAGCUGUACCUACAUUGGAGUCACAAGAUUGGGACAUUUCUUGUCCUGUGCUUCUCUGUCACAGCCCUCUUCAUAUUAUCGGUGCUUUGGGGAGAUCAAUGGAAAACUGUCCGCCUGUCAUUUCAGAUCACAGCUCCCUAUCUCCACAUAGGGGCAAUAACCCUCAUGGUCCUCCUGUCCUGGCCUGUGGCUCUUCAUGCCAUUAGAGCAGACAAAAAAGUUGUUCAGAUCAUAAUUGUUGGUCCAUACCUGGCUAUCCUUCUCUUUCUUUUCUUGAUACCUCUGGGGAUGUACUCUCCUUGCAUCAGAGAGGUGGGGACACUUGGACCGAAGCCAGCCCUCAUUGGACACCGUGGAGCACCAAUGCUGGCACCAGAAAACACUGAGAUGUCAUUUCAGAAGACAAUUGAACAUGGUGGGGAUGGUCUUGAAACAGAUGUUACCAUUAGUUAUGAUGGGGUUCCUUUCCUCAUGCAUGACAGCACCUUGAGGAGGACAACUAACAUCAAGGAGGUCUAUCCCAAUGACACUGCUCAAAAUGCCGCAUUAUUCUCCUGGGAUACCCUGAAGGAGUUGAAUGCUGGAACAUGGUUCCUUAAGGACAAACCAUUUUCAUGCAUGAGUUCACUGUCAAGGGCAGAUCAAACCCAGGCAAUGAAUCAGUCCAUUUACAAGCUAAGUAAUUUCUUGCGGCUCGCCGAUAGUCAGAAUCAACUUGUGAUAUUUGAUCUCUACCGCCCUCCAGAGAAACAUCCUUACAGGAACUCAUGGAUCAACAGAACUCUGGACGUCAUCCUCAACGAAUCGGGGAUCAGACCUCAUCUGGUCCUGUGGCUGGAGAACGACAUGAGGUCCUUUGUUCAGUCUGUUGCCCCUGGGUUUCAGCAGACAAUGGGCAGUAAGGCCCCAGUUGAAGACCUAUUAAUGGACAAUAUUGUCAAACUCAAUCUGCCCUACACUGAAAUGUCCAGUGAAGAUAUCCGGAAAUACAGUGAGGCAAACAUCACCACCAACCUCUACGUCAUCAAUGAGCCAUGGCUUUUCUCCCUGGCGUGGUGUUCUGGGGCACACUCUGUGACCACCAAUACUGUCCACAUACUGAAGAAUCUUAGGCAGCCACUCUUCCUCAUGACCCCACAACAGUACAACAUCAUGUGGAUUCUGACAGAUCUGACCUCUGUGCUGUUCAUCUCACUCAUCUUUGCUCUGCACUGGUGGCGAGAGCGGAGUUUCUCCUGCUGUGCUCAUGAUGGUGGCCUGACACUGGAGAGCGGCACCUACAACAAGUUCAGGACAGAGCUCAGCGACAUUCCUGCUGUCAUGACCUGACAGGCAAGGACAGGACACAGACCUCCCAUCUCGAUUAGCAAACCCUCCCCUGCUGACACUUCCUGCAAUGCGAACACCAGUCUGCCAAGAGGUCUGGCUGGGCUCAGUAUUGCCUGGUGAGGAGCAGCCAUUUGCCUCUGUGACACCUUGCUUCCUCUCCUACGGUUUUCCUCGCAAUCCCAUGCCUGGCAGAGAUGCCUGGGAUUUAGGGGAGCACAGGUGGAUUUGAAGCCAUGAAGAAGCUGUGGAUUGUGAUGACAUGCAACAACCACAUGGGAGCCACCAUUUCCUUCUGAAACCACUGGCAUCUCACAGGGCAAUCAUCCUGUGAUUCCUCCUGCCAUGUCUAAGAUCUCUCUCCACAGCUGUAUUUUACACGACAUGUAUAUGUGUGGUUUGAUUUGUCACUCAAACCACAACAAUACAUCUCAGCAUCCUCCAGUAUCCCUCAUUCUCAGCUGCCCACAUUUCUCCCAUGAGACCAGCCUCUUUUCCACACACUUCUUCCCUUCCCGCCUCCCUCCCUCUUUUGCAGGUCUACUCCAUCCCCGAGAACACACCAGUCCCAUCACAAUGGUCAAGUGCUGCUGCCUGGGUCUGUAACUUUCUAUAACGCAAGUCAGGGCAGCUUAAGUUUUCAUUUUCUCUACUUUUGCGCUGCCACAGACUGUAACAAGACAAUCUCUUCCCCUUGGCUGUGGGCAAAGGUGUAUCUUCCGACAGGUGCUGAGGAGAUUUCUGGUGCCUUGGCCAUGUAGCCACUGGGACUAUGACCAGGACACAACAGUUUUCUUCAGAAGGAGUAAGUUGCAUGUGAAUCGGUCCCACCAAGUGUCCUGUUUGCUUUUCCCGUGGGAAGGUCUGUUUACUUGUUCCACACCCUGGAAUUUAUUCAGAUUUUCAUUUCUCACAGUGGCCACUGGCACAUAAGGUGAAGGGUGUCUAUGCCCUGCUCUGCAAAGAAGAUGUAAGCAUCUCUCAGGUUUAAGCCAUACGUUUCUACUUGAACAGAUAAUAAGA